AGAUUGAAACUACGCUCUGCUAACAGAACUUUUUUUAAACAAAAUUAUGGAGUUGAAGAGUGUUUAUAACUGGACUCAAUCACUAGAGGAGGAACUGAAACUCGUAUACUCUUUUUUAAAAUUUCCAGUAAUGGGAGCCUUCUCCAGUUCUCCUCUAUCUUAAACUCUUUUGUAAUACACUAGUACUAACAAGUACAUCCAUCAAAAUUGUUAUAUUUCAAAUUGAAACUAACCUCUAAAGGUGAACCUAACCUAGAAAUUUUAAUAAACGUUAUUUUCAUAAAUAAAAUGACUUCUACUUUGAUUUAUUAAGAAAAUUUAAUUAUCAGGUAUCCCAAUUAUACUAAUGGCUAAUGCUAUAAAAAAUGUUCUUGCCGAAUUUUCCCAGGACAUAGGAGAUUUCUACUUAAAAGAUAAUCAUGUUCAUGUUUUCGACACCGAAAUAAGUACAAAACAAUUUAAACUUGAUUAUGUGGCACAAAAUUUUCCUGUAUUAAUUAAAAAUGGCAUACAAAAUUGGCCCGCUGUUAAAAAAUGGAAUAUGAAUUAUUUCCGCCAUAUUUUAGGUAAUAAAGGUGUCAAUGUAGCAAUCACUCCUAAUGGAUACGCAGAUGGACUUGCUUUCAAAAACAACAAAGAAUAUUUUGUUAUGCCAUACGAAACACAAAUGCCAUUUUCUGAAUUCUUAAAUCAUUUGGAUAAUCCAAGGGAUAAUUUCAUUUGUUAUAUUCAAACACAGAAUUCGAAUUUACUGAAAGAUUUUCCAGAGUUAAAAAAUGAUGUAGAUUUGGAAUUAUCAUGGGCUACUUCCGCUUUUGAAGGACGACUGGAUGCAGUAAAUUUUUGGAUGGGUGAUCAUAGGGCAAUUACUAGUAUGCAUAAGGAUCCUUAUGAAAAUAUAUACUGCGUCGUUGAAGGUAAAAAGGAUUUCAUACUUAUCCCUCCAACAGAUAUUUGGCGAAUACCGUAUAAAAAUUAUCCGAAAGGUAUCUACAAUAUUAAUUCUCAAAAUCAAUUUACGAUUGACGAUGUUGCUAUUACUGAAGACUCUUUAGACAAUUCAAUAUCGUGGAUUGCAAUUGAUCCAUUAAAUCCUGAUAUAAAUUUAUAUCCAGACUAUAAGGAUGCAAAUAUAUUCAAGGUAACUGUAGAAGCUGGAGACUGUUUAUACUUGCCAUCCUUUUGGUUUCAUCAUGUUCGACAGAGUCAUGGAUGUAUUGCUGUUAAUUAUUGGUUUGAUAUGCAAUUUGGAUUAAAUUACUGUGUUUUUAAAUUAUUAGAAAAU
Messenger RNA from Chrysoperla carnea, 1285 nucleotides. Its product is annotated as bifunctional peptidase and (3S)-lysyl hydroxylase Jmjd7-like. The transcript is spliced from 5 exons. The annotation marks the transcript as partial. Lineage: Eukaryota; Metazoa; Arthropoda; Insecta; Neuroptera; Chrysopidae. The record is from RefSeq and is a predicted model, not a curated record. Gene Ontology annotation, molecular function: 2-oxoglutarate-dependent dioxygenase activity.